This is a messenger RNA of Parnassius apollo (apollo), 465 nucleotides long. The record is from the annotation of a GenBank genome assembly. Lineage: Eukaryota; Metazoa; Arthropoda; Insecta; Lepidoptera; Papilionidae.
AUGCUGGUUACCUAUCUGGAAGCCAGCCGGGACCUUUGCGAGACGGACUCAAUUCUUUUUGGCGCUGCUCUGGCAGUCUGCCGUAUUAUAGGCGCCAAACUUUCCACGGCUGGACGCGCUACUGGACAAAGUAGUGCUAUCCCAGCCUGGAGAAUAAGAAUUGAAGAACGUAUCGCAAAGGCUAGGGCCCUCAUCGGCAGACUGAUAUGCUUCAAGUCAGGCAAUACCAGGCCAAAGAUUGUGCGCACCGUCAGGAUGGCGUUUACUGGGACAAAUAAUGUUAGUUUGUUCCAGCCGGAUAUAAUGCAAAAACUGACGGAGCGCAAAGACGACCUGAAGCAAAGAAUCGCUGCUUGGGGAAAGCGGAUUCAGCGAUAUACCGAGAGGUCGACACGGUUCAACCAGAAUCGUUUCUCUUCCAGAGUGAUCAGAAGAGGCUCUAUAAAUCAUUGGAGCGACCAAUAG